Teleopsis dalmanni is the source of this 1086-nucleotide messenger RNA. It is a transcript of the gene AIMP1, whose product is annotated as aminoacyl tRNA synthase complex-interacting multifunctional protein 1. The record is from RefSeq and is a predicted model, not a curated record. Gene Ontology annotation, molecular function: tRNA binding. Bases 45 to 1031 code for a protein of 328 amino acids. Lineage: Eukaryota; Metazoa; Arthropoda; Insecta; Diptera; Diopsidae. The transcript has 2 exons.
UGAAUUGUUAUAAAUUUAGCCACGAACAUAUUUAUGUCAACGAAAUGACAUUUAUUAACCGCAUUUUUACAUUGCAGCUAGCAAAGUUAUUUAAACCAAAAUAUUUAAAAGCACAAAUAAACAACAUGAGUGAUUUACAAGAAAUUAUUACAAAAAAUAAAUUUAACGAAGAAAUAUUAACAUCACUUAAGCAUGAGCUGAAAGCACUACAAAACGAAUUACUUGUACGUAAAAAGCAACAGUUACGUGCUGAAAAUGCUGAUUUAAAUAAAAAAGUAGUAAUUGCCAAAUCAUUACUAAUUGAACUAGAAAAUCGUAAUGGAAAAGUACAAAUACCAAUACCUGGUGUGCGCAGCUGUAGCACGCAAGCCACAAAUGCCGCACCACCGGCAACAGCUACUAAAGCCAACACUGCAACUGCUACUCCAGUACCCGCUGAGCAACAAACACCAAAAGCGGAUAAAACAACAAAAGAAAAGAAACCAAAAAAAGAGAAACCUGCUCAAGAUACAAACAAUGCUGUAGCAGCUGAAGCACCUAUAGACGUAGGACGUUUAGAUAUGCGUGUUGGUAAAAUAAUUGAUGUCAAUCGUCAUCCGGAUGCAGAUAGUUUGUAUUUGGAGAAAAUUGAUUGUGGUGAAGCACAACCUCGUACUGUUGUAUCGGGUUUGGUAAAAUAUGUACCAAUUGAAGAUAUGCAAAAUCGUAUGGUUAUUGUUCUAUGUAAUCUCAAACCAGCAAAAAUGCGUGGCAUUGUUUCCGAAGCGAUGGUCAUGUGUGCGUCCACUCCUGAAAAAGUUGAAGUAUUAAGUCCUCCUGCUGGAGCAGUACCUGGUGAUUUAGUGCAUUGCGAAGGUUAUAAUCGUCAACCUGAUGCACAAUUAAAUCCGAAAAAGAAAAUUUUCGAAACCUGUGCUCCAGAUCUAUUGACCAAUAAUGAUUUAGUAGCUUGCUAUAAGGGAGCUGUUUUACAUGUGCCUGGAAAAGGCAAUAUCGUUGCACAAACUUUGAAAAAUGUUAAUGUAAAGUGAAAAUGUAUGUUAAAUUGUAAUGUAAAAGAAAAAUAUUAAAGUUUGCUACUCUUAA